Messenger RNA from Galendromus occidentalis (western predatory mite), 4002 nucleotides. RefSeq names its product nuclear pore complex protein Nup153-like. Gene Ontology annotation, molecular function: structural constituent of nuclear pore. The transcript is spliced from 8 exons. Gene Ontology annotation, cellular component: nuclear pore. NCBI's taxonomy places the organism in Eukaryota, Metazoa, Arthropoda, Arachnida, Mesostigmata, Phytoseiidae. Gene Ontology annotation, biological process: RNA export from nucleus; protein import into nucleus. The record is from RefSeq and is a predicted model, not a curated record. Bases 1 to 4002 code for a protein of 1333 amino acids.
AUGGCCGAGAGGCGCAAUUCCCUCCAGCCGGAGCCGGCAGCUCCCCGGAACAAUAAGCGACGCCGAACCAUGAUGGAUUCGGUCAGUGAUGUCGCUCGAUGGCUCCUGCCGUCAUGGGCGAGCGAAGGAAACUCGGAAACAUCUCCGGAUUCUCACCAGCAGACAACUUCUGGCCGUCACUCGACCGCGGCAUCCGGUUUGAGCAACGGAGAGCGUAAUCCUAAGCGGGCUCGUCCGAAUGAAAUCACACGUCGAGAACCCAUGGCUCCGGCAGCUGCAGAAGUAUCUUUGGCUGUGGAGACGAAGAACAAUCAGAGAAGAAAUCGACCUCUACAGAAUACCAAAGAGUCGAAAACCCGCGACGUUAGCAUAAGCGUAGACCAGACUUCCAUUGCAGCAGAGACCUCUGUGACGGCGUCGCCGUCCCUGAACUUCUCGCUGUUUUCGAGGCCAUCCCGAGCUCUGUCGUCGACUUUGAACGCGAGUCUGCCGCUCACGGGUACGCAGAAUGCUUCUACGUCGAGGAGCUUGUCGUCAUCGUUGCAUCGGCCCGAACGAAGCUUGAACAGAAGUAUUUUCUACGACGGAAAAACGACAUACGGAGGCGCAGCCGCUCAUAGGAAGCUCAACCUCUUCUCGCCAAGCCCCUAUCAGAUGGCUGCGAAAAGAAGUAAACCUGCCGCCAACGUGAACGUGCCUGAUUGUAGUUCUGCCGCGAAACGUCUCAUCGAAGCUUUAGAGCGAAUGAAUACACCCAUACAGAAUGCCAAGAAGAUCCCUCUGGGCCGUCCGGACAACUCAUCGUUUUCGAGAAACGAAGCUCAUCGUCAGGGGCUUCUCGAAUCGAUCGCGUCCCUGCGGCAAAGUUCGGCGCCUCCGCCGCUCAGUUCGUGUCGGUCCAGCGUGCAACCCGCCCGCAUUGGGAGCAACGUGAAGCCCGUGCUCUCAUCGACGCCAGAGUACCCGAUCGAUAUCGACGAGGGAGACGCUGCGUCUCCUUCACACGCUUCGAACGUUCCUGUCAUAACUCCGACCCCUCGCCCAAUGAACGCUCUUUUGGACCACUACGGCGACUCGGACAGAGCGAGCGCGGCCGGCGGAAAAAUGAAAUCCGCUAAAACUAUCCAGCAGCAUUUAAGUCGGAAAAUUCCCGUCGAGGAAGAACCCCCGGUGGCGGCACCGGAUCUGCCGUCGGCGCCGUUGCCGAUCAAAGAUCUUCCGAGUUUCUCGUUCGCCCCAAAGCCCCCGACGAUUGCGACGAUCGCCGUCGCGGCAUCGACUCCAGAUUGUGGCAAGAGCUCAUCGAUUCGCUCACCGUUGACUUCCCUAGCUGACUUCAGCAAUAAACCUUUCGAAAAACAGCAGAUGUCCUCGUCGCUAGUAUGUUCGGCGAACGACGUGUCGGAAGCUUUCACAUUCGCCGCCCCGGUCGACCUGGAUAAGCCGACUAAAACCCUGCUCUGCAAAGAGCAGUUCGACUUCAAGGAUCCGCUGUACCUCAAAAGAGAUACCGUGAGUCGACCCGGAGUCUUCGCCGCAGCGGGACAGUCGAUGGUAAGCGGCGGAGCCUUCAGUCUCAAGACGAAAACGCCCGAGCCCGCAAGAGUGGCCGUUCCGGACGUCCUGAGCCCCGGUAGCGUAAUGGAUGUUAUCGGAACAAGUGACAAGCGCAAAGACGCCCCCGAAACGAGCCUCUCGACGGACGGUCCUGGCGCCAGUAUGUUCGAGCGGGGAGCGGAAACGCAGAAGUCCGAGACCACGAAACCUCCGACGUCCGUCGCGGCUUCGACGUCGUCUCCGGUCACCAACAGUUGGGGUGACCAGUUCAAGAAGCCUGCGUCGAGUUGGGACUGCUCAACCUGUUGUGUGAAUAACCAGGCGGAUAGCUCAAGUUGUGUAGCUUGCGGAACUGCGAAACCCUCGACAGCACCCUCCAGCAAAACUGCCGAAAAACCUUUAGGAACGACCGUCGCUAAUCAAUGGGGAGACCUUUUCAAGAAACCCGCAGGCCAGUGGUCAUGCGGCACUUGUAUGGUAUCGAACAAGGCCGAGGCCUCGAAAUGCGUGGCGUGCGAGAGUCCGAACCCCGAUUCGAAAGCAGCGCCAUCGGCCGCGUCGACUAGUUCUUUUCCCGUAUCAACUGUGAAAUCACCUCUUAGCGCCAUGAUUAAAAUGUCACCGGGAUGGAGUUGUGAUACUUGCCUGGUCCGAAACGACUUGGACAAGAGCAAAUGUGUUGCCUGUGAAACCCCAAAACCCGGAUCUGAGGCAGCGAAGACGACGGCGGCGGCGGCUGCUGGACCUGUCGGCUUCGCGUCCGGCACGCCUUCGGCGAUAAGUUCUGCAUUCAAGUUCGGAGUUCCUGAGUCUGAUGAGAACAAAAACAUCACGAGCGAGCCCGUGACACUCGUGUUCGGAAUGAAGGGCACAGACGACGGAAGCGGAAGCGGCGGUAAUCCUGUUCCUAAUGGUUUCAAGUUCGGCGUCAGCUCCCCGAAAAGCGGCGAAGCUGAGAGGAAGAGUCCGUUCGAGCAAGCCAACAAUGCGUCUAAAGCCUCGAGUAGCACGGGUUUCUCUUUCGGGACGCCAGUGCUCGCGGUUCCGCCUGUGACGUCGACGCUAUCUGCGACUCCAGCUCCUGUAGCUCCGGCGGCGUCGACCGCGAGUAUCGAUACGAACGCAACGCCCGCCACGACCACCUCGUCGGGUUUCUCCGGCUUCGGUGCCGCUUGGUCCGCUAGCUCGACGACCAAAACCGAACCCGCGACGACAGGAUUGUUCUCUUUCGGAGCGUCUCUGACCCCGUCCUCGUCGGGCAACGCUCCAGCCGCGGCGAGCGCCACAGUUUCGAAAGGUUUCACCUUCGGAACCGCGAGUACAUCAGCCUCCGAUGUUCCUGCCGCACAACCGUCGACAGCUACGUUCAACUUCGCGGCGGCGACCGCGGGCUCGAGCGCUACCGCUACGACAAGUGCCACGACGUCGACAUUCACCUUCGGGGGAUUCUCCACGACGGCCAAGAGCCCGGCGGCCAGCGGUGGUCUCUUCGGUUCGAGCACUGCGACGCCCGUGUUCGGGGCUAGCACCACCGUGACGACAGCAGCUUCGACCCAGCCCGCUGCAUCCUCAGGUUUUUCGUUCACGAGCCCUGCCCCGACCGGCCCCGCCUCGACGCCAGCGGUGACCGCGACCUCUACCGUCCCAUCGACAUCCAACACGAUGUUCACUUUCGGCAAUCCAGCAUCCUCGGCCGCAACCAAGGCAGAACCUCAAAAUUCUGGAUCAGCAUUUGUUUUCGGCACCGCUCCUCGCCUAUCGGGCUUCAGUUUCGGCGCCGCGACACCCCCGACGACCACGAGUGCCAGCAUAGCACCAACGUUCACAUUCGGAAAUGUUCCAGCCUCGACAGCUGCCCUGCCGACUGCCUCGAACGGACCGAGCGUUUUCGGAAGCGGUUCGCUCCUGACUUCGACCCCGGCGUUCGGCGCUGCGAACUCGACAACUGCACCAGCCACGACCAAUGCUUUCCAGUUCAAGCCCAAUGCGAGCCCGGCCGCGCCAGCUCCAUCGACCCCAUUCGCAUUCAACGCAGGUGGAACACCUAGAGCCGCGACGCCGUCCCCCGGGCCGUUGUUCACCUUCGGUGCUCCCAACGCCGGAAUGACAAACUCUCCGGCCCCAUCGACCUCCGCCAAUCCGGUCCCCGGCGCAGCACCAUUCCAGUUUGGGGCGGCUGCUCCUGCGGCAGUUCCUGCCCCAGGUGCGACUCCCGCGCCCGGCGAGCUCAGCUUCAGUUUCGGCCAAGCGACGACGCCUGCGUCAUCGUUCCAAUUCGGAGCCCAACCCGCCGGACAAACUCAAGCUCCCUUCCAGUUCGGUGGUGCCGCGCCCAGCGUCGGUCAAGGCAUGAAUUUCCCUGCUCCGAACGCCGAGAAUCCUUUCAAUGCUGUGACGCAAGGCAGGAAGAUGCGUCGUGCCGUGAGGAGACGAGGCCCCAGGUAG